AUGCAUGGUGCGGAGAUGCCCUUUCAGCCCGUGGCUGGAAUGCCUCCGGGGCAAGAUCCAUACAUGAACCAAUAUGUUCCAGGUCCUGUUAACAACAUUCAAGGCCAAGAAGGUUUUCAAUCUAAUCAUUCAUGUUCACAAUCAUCCGUGAAGCGGCUGCGUCUCAUACACAGAACUCUCGAAGCGGAUGCUCCAUCAAUCGGCUGGGGAAACCUGGGACGAAUUGAUCCAAAUAUACAGACAUUCACAUCUGAUGGCGCUAAUAUCGCGGGGUCGGCGGAGAGGCUGUAUACUGGAGGCAGUAGCAGCACGCCAAAUGAUUCGACUACCUCGACCGAUGCGACAUCUUCAUUUGAACCAAAGACAUCCAUGUCCCCUCCUCCUGUUCCUUUACAAUCAAUUCCUAGUACCUCAGUUAUCUUUGGGCCGAACGUGCUGGAGAGCGGGAAAGUCGAUUUAUCCAAAUGUCGACCUCGAGCUUCAAUUCCUCCCAAGAUCCCUUCUUCGGUGUAUGGCAGGCAAUGCAUUCAAGCAGCUUAUGCAUCUCGGCUCAAUCCUUAUGCCCUUCAUCGAAAGGAACAAGAAUUUUUACAAGACCACCUUUGUCACGUUCACGUCACAAUUUACCUCAACCUACGAAAUGGAAUACUGCUACUGUGGGGAAGAAAUCCCAUGGUGGCUGUUACAAGGGAAGAAGCUCUCGGAUGUGCAAAAGACUAUCGAUGGAUGAAUCUGGCAUCAUUUGCUUACGACUGGCUUGUUCGGAAUGGCUACAUCAACUUCGGCUGCGUGGAGGCACCGUUGUCCCCAGUGAAGCCCAAGCGCGGAAGACGAAAGGAGGGACCGACAAUUGUUGUAAUCGGCGCUGGAGUGUCUGGCUUGGGAUGUGCACGCCAGCUGCAAAGUCUAUUCCGCCAAUAUCGGAAUGAAAAUGCAUUACCUCGGGUCAUUGUUCUCGAGGGACGUCGCAGAGUUGGCGGCCGCAUAUACUCACAUCCCUUGCACAGUCUCGAAUCCAAAACUUUGCCUGAGGGGUUGGUUCCCAAGGCAGAGAUGGGCGCGCAAAUCAUCGUUGGUUUCGAUCACGGCAACCCACUGGACGCGAUUGUUCGUGGCCAGCUGGCUCUUCACUACCACAAGAUACGAGAUGUUUCAACAAUCUAUGAUACCGACGGAUCACCCGUGGAUGAAGUCCAAGAUGCAAUGGCAGAGAAGCUUUACAAUGAUGUACUGGAACGGACCGGAGUCUACCGCCGCAAGGCAGUGAUCGUGCCAACUGCCGAGGGCGAUCGAGACAUGAUUGAUACUGGUCGCGAGUCGGUAGUGGAUGACGGACUCACUGUUCGACAAUGGGAAGAGGCAAGGGCAGCCGGAACGACUGAUCUCCUGGUACCUACCAAGCGAGUUCGUCGCGGGUUAAAACACAAGACUGCGGAUAUCAGACCAGCCACCGACGCAGCAGCUGAUCUUGUGGAGCAUUCUGACGAGAAUCCAGCGGCUUUGACUUGUCAGCUUACCGGUUGGAAUUUGAACCCUGGCUACACUGUGAACGAUACAAUAGAGCUGGACGAGAUUGCCAAGCAGAAGCCUCAGCAGACACUGGGUGCAGUUAUGGAUGAGGGUAUCAAGCAAUACGAGCGCAUGCUUCCAGUGACACCUAAGGAUAUGCGCUUGAUGAACUGGCAUUUCGCUAAUCUCGAGUACGCCAAUGCAUCCAAUGUCAAUAAGCUCAGUCUUUCAGGUUGGGACCAAGAUAUCGGAAAUGAGUUUGAGGGUGAACAUUCACAGGUUGUUGGUGGUUACCAAGAACUACCCUAUGGAUUGUACAUGCUUCCUGAAAAACUCGAUGUCCGUACCAACAAGGUUGUCACCGACAUCUCCUACAAUGAACAUGGGUCCGGCAGCAACAAGAACGCGGUCAUUCAGUGUGAGGAUGGCGAGAACUUCAUGGCAGAUCACGUUGUAUUUUCGGGCUCCCUCGGAGUGCUGAAACGGCAAAACAUCAGCUUCCAACCUCCACUUCCAGACUGGAAGCGCGGUGCAAUCGACAGACUAGGAUUCGGAGUCAUGAACAAGGUGAUCUUAGUGUUUGAGGAGCCGUUCUGGGACACGAAACGAGACAUGUUCGGCCUUCUCCGUGAACCAACCAACCCCGCUAGCAUGGUCCAAGAAGACUAUGCGGCAAACCGAGGCCGCUUCUAUAUGUUCUGGAAUGUCAUGAAGACCACGGGUCUUCCAGUCUUGAUCGCUCUCAUGACCGGUGACGCAGCUCACCUGGCAGAGUCCACACCAGACGAAGAGAUAGUCAGCGAGGUUACUAGCCAACUUCGAAACGUCUUUACGCACACCAUUGUGCCCGAUCCCCUCGAGACAAUUGUCACCCGCUGGGGCCAAGAUCCCUUCACAUACGGCAGUUAUUCCUACGUAGCUGCAGCCGCCUUCCCAGACGACUACGACUUAAUGGCCAAAUCAAUCGGCAACCUCCACUUCGCCGGAGAAGCCACCUGCGGCACGCACCCAGCCACCGUCCACGGAGCCUUCCUAUCAGGAAUCCGCGCUGCCUCAGAAAUCGUCGAGUCAGUAGCAGGACCAAUCGAAAUGGCGCACCCACUGGUCCCAGACAAGAAUGACAAAACAAAGUUCACGCGCGGCAAAUCCUCAACACCAAAUGGUACAACGACCAGAAAAAGAAAAGGAAGCUCAUCAAUCUCCUCCUCAACCGAAACACCCUCCACCGCAACAACAACCCAACCCAAACCCUCAACUUCAUCCUCCAGAAAACCAAUCUCAACGGAAAAAUCCCGCAAAGACGCUUACGACCAGGCCCUUUGGAUAAACAUCUACUCAGAACUAGGGCCCGCCCCUCCGCGCCCCACAAAAUCAGGCCUGAACCCCUUCCUCUUCUACCAAAAGGACUACUGGACCCAAUGCCGCGACGCGUGCGACCAAGCCCGGCGCACAUCAUCCAACAACCCAAACGCAAAGGCUCCCCGUGACGAGAUCCGCGCUGCGCUGGGCCAGAUGUGGCGUACUGCCAGUCCGGAUAUUAGACAGCCGUAUCUGGAUAAGGUGGAGGGGAAUCGGCGUGACAAUGCUGAGGCGUGGGAGAGUUGGAAGGUUACCGUUGCUGAAUGGGAGCGUAAGACUUUUGAGGUUAAGGAUCGGUGGUGUGCGCUGAAUCCGUUUGAUACUUGGGUUAUGCCUGAGGAUCUGAGUGAGGGGGUGGGGUGUCUGUUCCUGUUCUUGCACCUGCAUUUCCAAUUGAUUCUGGUGCUAGUAGUAGUGCUGGUGGACGUUAGUUGGUUCUUGCUUUUUGUUUCUUUUUCUUAUGCUAUCUUCGGGGGUGCUCUAUUUAGACUGGGGAGUUAG
Molecule: messenger RNA, 3369 nt
Organism: Penicillium canescens
Lineage: Eukaryota; Fungi; Ascomycota; Eurotiomycetes; Eurotiales; Aspergillaceae
Gene: aof2
Product: putative lysine-specific histone demethylase Aof2
Exons: 1
Coding region: 1-3369 (1122 amino acids)
Molecular function (GO): oxidoreductase activity; protein binding
Source: RefSeq, a predicted model, not a curated record